CUGGGCCGCGCUGGCGCGGGGGCCGCGCCCGCGGCUUUGUGGGCGGGUCUUGCGCAGCCGCCGGGACCCCUGCGUGCACGGCUCUCCACCCCUGGCCACCCGCGCCUCCGCGGACACGCACUUCCUGCGAGGCCUCCCUGCGCACCUUAGGCGAGCCGAACCCAGCCGAGCCCAGCCGUGCCUUUCCAAGCGGUUCGCCAUGGUGGACGAGCUGGUGCUGCUGCUGCACGCGCUCCUGGUGCGGCACCGCGCCCUGAGCAUCGAGAACAGCCAGCUCAUGGAACAGCUGCGGCUGCUGGUGUGCGAGAGGGCCACCCUGCUGCGCCAGGUACGUCCGCCGAGCUGCCCGGUGCCCUUCCCCGAAACGUUUAACGGCGAGAGCUCCCGGCUCCCCGAGUUUAUCGUGCAGACGGCGUCUUACAUGCUUGUCAACGAGAACCGGUUCUGCAACGACGCUAUGAAGGUGGCGUUCCUAAUCAGCCUGCUCACCGGGGAAGCCGAGGAGUGGGUGGUGCCCUACAUUGAGAUGGAUAGCCCCCUCCUAAGUGAUUACAGGGCCUUCCUCGAGGAGAUGAAACAGUGUUUUGGCUGGGAUGACGACGAAGAAGACGACGAUGAUGACGAAGAAGAAGAUGAUUACUAGGCCUGGAGACCCUCGGGCCUAAGGGGGAAGGGCUCUGCACGCCGCCACCUCCCUCCCCUCCUUCCUGCCCCUCCCGGAGCCACCGUACUCCCCCUAAUCCUCCGAUCUUCUUCCCUCCCCCAACCUCUGGUCCUCUCCCUCAUCCCCCGGAGUGCUUGUCUUUGUUCCAGAAAUUGUGCUCCAAUUACGUGCUGGGGCUGGGGGUUUGCUCUGAAGCGCGCUGCCACCCACUCUGGCCAGCCCUGGGAAGCACCCCUGCAAAUGUGGACUGUGUCCUGAGCCCCAGCGCUAAGGCAGGUCCCUGUUACCAACUGGUCAGAUUAUGCACUGCCCUGCCAACUGCCAGGCCAACAUCUGCCCAGAGAACUACGCUGCCACGACACCACCAUCCACCACGUUCUUGCGACUGACCACCGCCUUUGGAGAUAAGGACCAACCUACAGGAUGCCUGAGUUGGCUACAGCUCCUUGGACAUUUAUUUGGACAGCUCACAACCCCCGAAGGGGCCAGUCUUUCGACCUGGUUAGUUCCCUACCUAUUUCCAGAGUCCUCCCCUACACCACCAGAUUGCUGCAGGGGCCUAGUGUGCCUGGCAGCCAAAUUGUUGACAUUUCUUUUCUCCUAUGCACUACUUUUGCACAGCUGUCAUUUUCUUUAAAAAUUGCAGCAGUCUCAAAAGAAAAACAGGCACUCAGCCAAGCUUCUCAAUACUACCUGGAAAAAGCACUUGCGUUCUUUUCAAUAAAUAUCAAGCACUACGAAAAAAACAAAAGGAGUGUCUUUUAAUGGU
Molecule: messenger RNA, 1433 nt
Organism: Rhinolophus ferrumequinum (greater horseshoe bat)
Lineage: Eukaryota; Metazoa; Chordata; Mammalia; Chiroptera; Rhinolophidae
Gene: LDOC1
Product: LDOC1 regulator of NFKB signaling
Exons: 1
Coding region: 200-643 (147 amino acids)
Source: RefSeq, a predicted model, not a curated record